Tupaia belangeri chinensis (Chinese tree shrew) is the source of this 4230-nucleotide messenger RNA. It is a transcript of the gene H6PD, whose product is annotated as hexose-6-phosphate dehydrogenase/glucose 1-dehydrogenase. Gene Ontology annotation, molecular function: 6-phosphogluconolactonase activity; glucose-6-phosphate dehydrogenase activity; NADP binding. Lineage: Eukaryota; Metazoa; Chordata; Mammalia; Scandentia; Tupaiidae. Gene Ontology annotation, cellular component: endoplasmic reticulum. The transcript has 5 exons. Bases 62 to 2497 code for a protein of 811 amino acids. Gene Ontology annotation, biological process: pentose-phosphate shunt, oxidative branch; pentose-phosphate shunt; glucose metabolic process. The record is from RefSeq and is a predicted model, not a curated record.
AGUGGUUUAGCCUAGCUGCAGUGAUGCAUUGGUAGCGCAGUGUUCUCCAGUGCUGGAAGCCAUGUGGAAGAGCAGGUUUGAUUCCCAGGGCCAGGCCCUGAAAGCCAGAAACCUAGGCGUUUGGAAAAUGCUCACCGUGGCAGUGUGGAUGGCUCUGCUGGGCUCUCUGCAGGCUCAGGAACUCCAGGGACAUGUCUCCAUAAUCCUGUUGGGAGCAACUGGGGACCUGGCUAAGAAGUACUUGUGGCAGGGGCUGUUCCAGCUGUACCUGGACGAGGCUGGAAAGGGCCACAAUUUUAGUUUCCACGGGGCUGCUCUAACAGCCCCCAAGCAGGGCCAAGAGCUCAUGGCUAAGGCCCUGGAAUCCCUCUCCUGCCCCAAGGACAUGGCACUCAAUCACUGUGCUGAACUCAAGAGUCAGUUCGUGCAACUGAGCCAGUACCACCAGCUGAAGGCGACUGAGGACUAUCAGGCCCUGAGCAAGGACAUCGAGGCACAGGUCCAACGUGAGGGCCUCCGGGAAGCUGGCAGGAUUUUCUACUUCUCGGUGCCAUCCUUCGCCUAUGCAGACAUUGCCCGCAACAUCAACAGCAGCUGCCGUCCAGGCCCAGGCGCUUGGCUGCGGGUUGUCCUUGAGAAACCCUUUGGCCAUGACCACCUCUCAGCCCAGCAGCUGGCCACAGAACUUGGGAGCUUUUUCCAAGAGGAAGAGAUGUUCCGCGUGGACCAUUACUUGGGCAAGCAGGCUGUGGCUCAGAUCCUGCCUUUCCGGGACCAGAACCGCCAGGCUUUGGACCGCAUCUGGAACCGGCACCAUGUGGAGCGGGUAGAGAUCAUCAUGAAGGAGACGGUGGAUGCAGCAGGCCGCACGGGCUUCUAUGAGAAGUAUGGUGUCAUCCGUGAUAUCCUGCAGAACCACUUGACCGAGGUGCUCAGCCUGGUGGCCAUGGAGCUGCCCCCCAACAUCAGCAACUCAGAGGCUGUGCUGCAGCACAAGCUCCAGGUUUUCCAGGCACUGCGGGGCCUGCAGAAGGGCAGCGCCGUCCUGGGCCAGUACCAGGCUUACAGCGAGCAAGUGCGCAGAGAGCUGCAGAAGCCGGACAGCUUCCACAGCCUGACGCCGACCUUCGCAGGCAUUCUUGUCUACAUCGACAACCUUCGCUGGGAGGGCGUUCCUUUCAUCCUGGUGUCGGGCAAAGCCCUGGACGAGAGAGUGGGCUACGUUCGGAUCUUGUUCAAGAACCAGGCUUACUGUGCCCAGAAUGACAAGCACUGGGACACAGCGCAGAGCCAGUGCCUGCCCCAGCAGAUUGUCUUCUACAUCGGACAUGGUGACCUGGGCAGCCCUGCCGUGCUGGUCAGCCGGAAUCUGUUCAGGCCCUUCCUCCCCACCAAGAGCUGGAAGGAAAUGGAGGCGAGACCAGGACUCCGCCUUUUUGGCCACCCCCUGUCCGAUUACCAUGCCUACAGCCCUGUGAGGGAGCAGGAUGCCUACUCCAUCCUCUUGUCACGUAUCUUCCACUGCCAAAAGGAUUCUUUCAUCACCACAGAGAAUUUGCUGGCAUCCUGGGUCUUCUGGACCCCCUUGCUGGAUAGCCUGGCCCACGAGAUCCCACGCCUUUACCCAGGAGGAGCUGAGAAUGGCCAUCUAUUGGACUUUGUAUUCAGCGGCGACCAGUUGUCUUUUUCCCAGCAGCAGGUGGAGCAGCUGGUGCCUGGACCAGGGGCCACCCCGAUGCCCAGGAACUUCCAGGUCCUCAGGGCCACAUACCGCGAGAGCCCACUGAUCUCUGCCUGGCCUGAGGAGCUGGUCUCUAAGCUGGCUAGUGACAUUGAGGCCACAGCAAUGCAGGCAGUACGGCGCUUUGGUAGGUUCCACCUGGCACUCUCGGGUGGCUCAAGCCCUAUCGCUCUGUUCCAGCAGCUGGCCCGGGGACACUAUGGCUUCCCCUGGGCCCACACGCACCUGUGGCUGGUCGAUGAGCGCUGCGUCCCACUCUCAGAUCCAGAUUCAAACUUCCAGGGCCUGCAGGCUCACCUGCUACAGCACAUUAGGGUCCCCUACUACAAUAUCCACCCCAUGCCCGUGCACCUUCACCAGCGGCUGUGCGCCGAGGAGGACCAGGGCACCCAGCUGUACGCCGGGGAAAUCUCAGCCCUGGUCACCAACAGCAGCUUCGACCUGGUGCUGCUCGGUAUGGGCAUCGACGGGCACACAGCCUCCCUCUUCCCGCAGUCACCCACUGGCUUGGAUGGUGAACAGCUGGUGGUGCUGACGAAGAGCCCCUCCAGGCCAUACCAGCGCAUGAGCCUCAGCCUGCCCCUCAUCAACCGUGCCAGGAAGGUGGCGGUCCUGGUCAUGGGGAAGAUGAAGCGCGAGAUAACCAUGCUGGUGAGCCGCGUGGGCCACCAGCCCAAGAAGUGGCCCAUCUCGGGCGUCCUGCCUAGUUCUGGCCAGCUGGUUUGGUACAUGGACUAUGAGGCCUUCCUGGGAUGAGGUGUAUUUGCCCUGUGUUUCCUCCCCCGUCCUCUUCCCUAUCCUUCAGCCCCACCCCUGCCAAGGAUCCCAGGAUGCCCUGGCUCUUUGGAAUCUCAUGCCCAGGGUCAGGCCCCAGAGGGGGAAGGUCAAGGCUUGUUCCAAUUUCUUUCACUGCCAGCCCUGUUUAGGUGCGGUGGGCAGAUGCAGGAACAAGGAAGAAACGGAAUGUCUAUUCUUGAGAAACUUCAAAUGUAGGUCAAGAGAAACCAUAGAACAAGACCUACAUGUUAAUAUCAGCCAGCACAUCAUACGAUGGUGUGACAGUUCCCAAGUUCAGAAGAGGGAACGUGGUAGAUUGAGGUUAAUCAAAGUUUCCCUGGGAAGGUGAUCCUUGCUCUAGUUCCAGUGAAAGAAGAGCACGGAUGGAAAGGGAGAAGGGCACGGAGGCACCCAUGGGGAUACAGUGUCUUCGCAGCACAGGGGUGCUGGAAACCAUCCUGAAACCUUGAGCAGAGUGAGCCCCUGCUCCCUCCAGCUGUCCUUCCAGAGCCUCUGCACAUUCAACCUACCAUCUUCUCUUAGAGGCUGCUUCCAUCUGUUUCCUCUCUGGGUCUCUCUCCUCAGUCCUGACCGUGGAAGCCUUCUCUGUCCCUUCCCUGUUUCUCUGUUGUCCCUCAGACACCCCAUCUGUAGAGAGAGGAGAAGUGGUUAGAGGAAUGCAGUAACAAAAACUAGGAUGUGAAAAAGGUUCCAUAAAUCUUAAGGCUGUUGUUGGAGCUCCCUGUCUGAGCCUAUGAGCUGCCCUGCGUGGAGAGGUGGGGUCUCGUACCCCCAGCGUCCUCAGAGAGGAUCCCUGCCCUCCACCCGCACUCCUCUCUCACCAGUCUCCCUGCAUGAAACACUCGGGGUAUAGAUGAUCAGGCCAUUCCAGUGACCCUCAAUCUGAGAGAAUCAUUUAGAUCUUGGGGGACUCCCACUCUCAUUAGCUUCUCUCAUUUACUAGGAAGGAUCCAAUUAAAUCACUGAUGGUGACAACUCAUUUGUGGGGAGAAAGGUGAUGUCAGGUGGCACGAGGCCACCCAGGCGUCUGACCCCACCAGACAGGAGAGGCUUCUCUGAUAGGGUGACCCAUGCACAGGGAGCAGCGGCUGCCCACAGCCUCUCAGGGCCAGCGUGGCCUGUUCACAGUGCCCUGCGGGGUGGCGGCCGUCCUUCCCACUGCCUCUCUUCAGCCUCUAGCCUGUGGACUUCCUGUUCGCUGGUGUCUCCUGCCACUCUCACUGCUCACUUUCCCAGGGAUACUCUGCCUAAGACGUUGGUAAAUAAAUAGGUACCUCUCUGUAAGCAUGGUUGGGUCCUCUGGCCUUAAGAAACUGUGAGACAGUAACACCUUUGUUUUUGGAAACCCUUCGGUGUGGGAAAGGGACUCUGAAAUUCUUUAAAAAAAAAAAAAAAAAGAAAGGAAAAAAGAAAGAAAGAAAGAAAGAAAAAAGAAAUUCCCAGAACAUGUGUGUCAUUUCAACUCCCAAAGUUGCACCCCCUAGACAUGCCUGGAAGAUUACGGAGAUUUUUCUGUGACAUCUCCCCAUUUUCAGCCACAUUCUGUAUCAAAUACAAAGUUUCAAUAUGAUAUGCAAUUUUCCAGGAGAGCACUUGGUCAGGAGGAACAUUAUGAAAUUUAUUUGUCUACCUUUGAUUGUUUACGUUUUUUUCAAGGCUGCAGAUUUAAAAGAAUUCUUGCUUUUGUUUGA